AUGUCGCUAAAACCCUGGUGGCGCGGCCCCGCGGGGGGCGCGGCGUUGGCUGCCCCGGCUCCCGGGCCGGGCAGUGGGAGCACGGGGCCUCGUGUCUACUUCCAGAGCCCCCCCGGGGCGGCCGGCGAAGGCCCGGGGGGCGCGGAUGAUGAUGGCCCCGUGAGACGGCAAGGGAAGGUCACCGUCAAGUACGACCGCAAGGAGCUACGAAAGCGCCUCAACCUGGAGGAGUGGAUCUUAGAACAGCUCACGCGUCUCUACGACUGCCAGGAGGAGGAGAUCCCAGAGCUGGAGAUAGAUGUGGAUGAACUCUUGGACAUGGAAAGCGAUGAUACCCGGGCUGCUAGAGUGAAGGAGCUGUUAGUUGACUGUUACAAACCCACUGAGGCCUUCAUCUCUGGCCUGCUGGACAAGAUCCGGGGCAUGCAGAAGCUGAGCACACCCCAGAAGAAGUAAGGGUCCUGACCCAGAUGACCAUGGCUCCCACAGGACAAUCGCUGCCCCCAACCUCGUAGCAACAGCAAUACCAGGGGACCCUGAGGCCAGGCCUGGUGCCAUGAGCAGGGAUCCCUGUGCCCCUGCCUAGGGGCCACUUCCCUUGCCCUCUGUUUUCCAUUUUUGGGUUUUUUUAUUGUUAUUAAACUGAUGGGACUUU
Molecule: messenger RNA, 655 nt
Organism: Chionomys nivalis (European snow vole)
Lineage: Eukaryota; Metazoa; Chordata; Mammalia; Rodentia; Cricetidae
Product: protein phosphatase 1 regulatory subunit 14B-like
Exons: 2
Coding region: 1-456 (151 amino acids)
Biological process (GO): regulation of phosphorylation; innate immune response
Cellular component (GO): cytoplasm
Molecular function (GO): protein serine/threonine phosphatase inhibitor activity
Source: RefSeq, a predicted model, not a curated record